GGCCAUCGGGCGGGGAAUGUCGUUUUUAGUCGUUUUGAGAAUUGCGGUAGAAUAAACGUUAGUUAUUGUUCAUCGUAUUUUCCGGCCGUAUUUAAUAAAAAUGUUCGCGCAAUAAAAAUGCCAAGUGAAUACUGCUUUCUCUAUUACUGUAAUAUUGAAAUGGAUUUUUUUAGAUGCUGAUAGACAGUGUAUUAAGUGCUAUGAUACAAUCCUAGCGCAGCUCCAACCCUCGAAACUAGUCGAUAUUAUGUGGCCGGGACGCGAAAAAGACAUACUUUUAAAUUAUGAUUCCGAUGGUGUAUACAGUGUAUGGUUUUGCGAUUUUCUUUAUGGUCGCGUGGGUGUGUUUGUGGCUAAUUCAUAUAAUGGCCUUUUCCUAUUCAAAGUGGAAACUACAUCGGACUGUAGACCGGUCUCCGCCGGAGCAACCACAUCCCGGUGUUUCGAUUUUAAAACCACUUACCGGAGUAGAUCCAAACCUGUUCUCUAACUUAGAGACGUUUUUCACAUUGGACUACCCAAUGUAUGAAAUUCUAUUUUGUGUCGAAAACGAGCAGGAUCCUGCUUUGAUGCUAGUGAACAGUCUUAUUCAUAAAUACCCCCGAGUGGAUGCAAGGUAUUUCAUUGGCGGAACGCGAGUCGGCGUUAACCCUAAGAUUAACAAUAUGCAUCCAGCGUAUAUGGCGGCUAAGCAUCCCCUUAUAUUAGUGAGUGAUUCUGGAAUUCGAAUGAGAGAUGAUAGUCUAUUGGACAUGGUGCAACACAUGAAGGAGGACGUGGCGAUAGUUCAUCAGAUGCCAUUCACGUGGGAUGCAGACGGCUUCGCUGCCGUCUACGAGAAAGUAUAUUUUGGUACGGCGCAGGCGCGGAUGUACUUGGGAGCAGAUUUCCUUGGCAUCAACUGUCACGUCGGAAUGUCGUCUCUUGUACGGCGCUGUGCGCUGGAGGAGGCUGGGGGUCUGGCCGCAUUUGGAGAGUAUCUGGCUGAGGAUUUCUUCAUGGCGAAAGCGGUAUUAUCCCGGGGGUGGCGGUUGCGUGUAGCAUCGUUACCUGCUCUUCAAAACUCGGGCUCCAAGUCGAUAGGCGGAAUGCAGGCGCGCCUUAAGCGGUGGGCGCGUCUCCGGAUAGCCAUGGUGCCAACUACGGCACUACUGGAACCUCUGAGCGAGUGUUUACCGCUGGGCGCAGGUGCCGCAUGGGCCGCUGGACAGCUCUUUGGUGCGGAACCCUUACCUUUCUUUCUCGUACAUAUGCUUGUGUGGUUUCUGUCAGACUGGCUCAUGCUCCGCUCAGUUCAAAAUGGGUCACCUCCAUUUACAAAAGUAGAAUUCCUCUUGGCCUGGGUGUGGAGUGAGUGUUGUGCACCAUUUGUGUUGGCAACAGCAGUGCUUAACCCAGAGAUUUCUUGGCGUGCUCGCAACUACCGGCUGGACUGGGGUGGCCGAGCACAUGAGCUCAAACCCAAACUCAAGUUCUGAGCAUGAUCACUUCAAUGAAAGCUUUAAUUUGGUUUUAAAAGAAGCAACCUUCAGUGCUACUGUUGAUGUGAGUUUAUAAUGAGUAUAUUAGGAUUAAGUUUGUAUUUUAAUUGCUAUUUAUAGUUUGAAAUGUAUGAUGAAUACUUGUUAUUCUUGUUUUAAAGAGUUUUGUAUGUUUAUAGAUUAAACAAAAUAUUUCAGCUGCUGUUUCCUACUUUGUGGUUCAUUGUUGUGAUCUGCGAUAAACUCAAGAGCCAGCUUAUUUAAAUUGAUGGAUAGGUCAUUGUCUAUACAAAUGCAUAUUGGCACACUACUCAUUGUGAUAUCAAAAAAAUGUAUGUAUUGAUGACACAUUCCGAUAGUAUUGCAUUGCUAAGGUCAGACAAAACAAGAUCAACAAUUUGCAGCUACAACAUUCAACACAACACUUAUUAGUUUAUUGUAUAUUAUAUUAUUACAGAAAAAACUAUGUUGUGAUAUUGUGAAUUCUUGUUAAAAGAGGUCUACUAUAUUAUUUAAAUUUUGAUAACUAUUUAAAUUCAAGGUUUGGGCUCUAUUUUAGUUUUUUACACUUGCCUUUAACAUUGCAUUCUAAAUUAAUUAAAAAUAUACAGGGUUGUACUAAACAUUUUUAAAUUACAUUUUGCUUAUUUAUUUCAUGUACCUUUGGACUGAAUGUUCAAACUUCCACCAAUUUGGCCUGAAGGGGACCAAAAACAGAAAAUAAUUAUUUUUCAAAUGUAGAAUAAAAGACAGAUUCCAUACAAUUUUGGACAAAUUAAUUUAAUUGAGAAAUAAAGACUGGUUAGCCGGCAUCCAGAGGUACUUCAGCCUUUUGUUGAGGGUUUAUCAUUAGAGUGCCAUGAAUAUUUGUAUUACAUAAAUUCUAGUAAUUCUGCCUUUGAAUACUAAUUGAAUGACCUAAAUUGCAACAUGCCUAGGGCUGCCAAGUGCUUCAAUUAUAAAUACAUAUUCACCCCUUAAUACUAAAGAAUUUCACAUUGAAUGGGUUAGCUUGAAAGUGACAUAUUUUCAUUCCUUUCAUUUGACAACCUUGUCUCAUAUACAUCACUUCAAUAUUUGUGCUACAAUUUAUAUAACUCAUUUGAUUUAAAAAAUCUGACCCAUAAAGCAAAAUUUUCCCAGUGAUAAAGUUCCCAUUAACUUUAUGUGCCUCCUACAUUGUUUCACUGUAUGGUGGGUACCCUGAAAUGAAAGAGUGUAACUGUUUUUGUUAUAACUUUUGUAAAGUAUUAUUUACGUCAAUGUACUUAGAAGUUUUGAGUUAAUGGCUCAUUAAAUUGUGAUUUAUAGCAUAAAAAUUCGCAUUCCACAUGCGUCGUUAUAGAUAAUGCUUGCACACCACUCUGGUGUGACGUGUUUAUGCUCCUAAAUAAAAGCUUGUACAGUUUUUAUAUAUUUAAAACAUCACAAAUGAUAUUGGAGAUUUAAAUUAUUCCCGUCUAUUUGAUAAUAUUGAACACCAAGUUGAAAACACAAACCCUAUGUAGUCAAAGCAUAAUAAUUAUUGAUUUAAAUGUCAAUUGUAUACAAUAAAGCCAUAAGUAUUUCAAUUAUAAAGCCUGUCACAUUUAAUAAAAAAAAAACUACAAGAAACUGUUUACAUUACAAUAGAUUUAAAAGCAAUGUCAUACCUGCCUGGUUAGAAAAUUUUAUAAACUGAUAAUACCUUAAUGUUAUGCAAUUACCCUCUGUCUAUUCUCUAUUAUCCAGUAUAUUAUAUCUAGUAUUUUUAUCAUUGAUAAAUAAUGGUUAUCACUAUUAAUUGUUGAAAAGUUGCCUUUCUGUUAUUGUUAUUUAUGCCAACAUGAUUUAUAGAACAACUUCCUACUCAUUUAUAUGUUUUUGAAAUGUACUUAACAAGAUAUGUAAUAUAUAGUUAGUCUUGUUAUAGUUGUUUCAAAAGAAUAUAAGAUAUAUUUUCGUGGUUUGAUACUUGAACCAUGCAGACAUCGGCAACUUUUUAUCCUAAUUAAAUAAGGCGAUGUGACGACAUCUUAUAUCACGUGAUUGUUACUAAAUUAUUUAAUGAUCAACUGAUUUUUAAUGAAAGAUAACAUACUAUUAUUUAAAGUUUGAAGGCGUCGGCACGACAGGCUGAUCCUAUUAAAAAACAAAAUUACGAAACAGACACAGAGGCGCAGAUCUGAAAAGAUUGCGUUGAUUAGUAAUAUAUUUUGUUUUAGUAAAAACCUUACGUGUUACACGAUUAUGAAUACCACAGAGGCUAAUUUGCUAAUGAUUGAUAAAUCUUACGUAUUUCAAAGAUUUGUUAUACGUUUAAAAUAAACCAGACGAUAUCAUUAUUGUUUUAUGGAUUAUUGUGACAGGCGAGAAUCAUUGUUUGUAUGGAUUAAUGUGCUCAAAACUUUUUAUUGUCAAUGUGUAAUUAAAAGUACCUGGAGGUUUUGUUGAAAAAGAAACCUUGUCAGUUUGACCUACGGCACCAUUUCAAUGGCAGCGUCAAUUGAUGCGUCUCGCAUAAUAUGAAAGUGAACUAAAAAUAUAUUUGCAAUAAAACCGUUUUAAAAGCGAACGUCUCGAAUUCUAAACCAAUAAUAGCGUUUAUCCCUGGUUACGGAUAAUUGGUAAUAAAAAUGGUUACCAUGGUAACAUACGAUUCUAUCUAUAGCCCACGAUUUAUAAGAGUAACGUGAAGUUCUUCCAUGUUAAAGUUUUCAUUUAAAACUAAAUAGUACUUGAUGCAAAUAAUACUUUCAUCGUAACAAGGAAACUAAUACUGCCCUUAAGAAGCAAACCACAAAGCACAUACAUAUAUAACAGUUUAUUACAUGUUUAAGGGCUGUAUCAAACAAGUUUUAUCGGUAAAUUACCCGCCUGACCUUGUAGGCUAGACUAGUUACGAACGUUGAACUCGGCGUUUUAAUAUAAAUAAAUCAGCAAAAAUCGAAGUCUGCUAAUAAAAUUAUAUUGAAAUUUAUUUGUUAUAAACAAACACAGGAAAAUAUUUUUUCUCCUCCAAAAGCAUAAAAUUUUUAUUCCAUGAUAAUGAUUUAUAUGGGGUUACCAUAUAAAAAUUUAAUUAUUAGGGGGGUUAAAGGGGGUUUAAUUAUUUGACUCAAAGUUUACCAUAGUUCAAACGUUCAUUCGUCUAACUUUUUUUAGCAUUCAAACCCAUAAACAAAAAAUGGGUACAAUUGUUAUUUACGCAUGGUUUAAUUAAAUUUUCAUUCAUACAAUCAUAUUUCACGUGUUAUUUACAGUUUGAGAAAAACUAACACAAUUUAUACUUGUUACCAUAUUUUCUGUGACAUCCUUAUAAUAUCGUUAAGAAGAUUUAGAAAUACCAGGUAAUUCAUAAAUCGAUAACAAUAUCAAUAUGAUAGUAGUCCUGAUAUGAAAGUGCGUAAGUACUAAAUUUAUGUGAUAUAUUGAUAUAUACAAUACGUCAAUAUCGUUGCAUGAUAGCUCUAUCAUCUAUUUUUGAAUUAGAUUUUUUUUAUAUUAAGUAUUAACAUUUAAGUAAUACAUCGCGAUAACAACUAAAUCUUUUAAAUCCGUAGUAGUAGUAUGAUUCGGUUAUUGAAUAAGUAAAAGAAAGUUAAUGCUAAAAUAUUUAAAGAUAAUUCGUCUUUGAUGUUAGCGUUACCGUGAAAAUUUGUAUUGGGUUUAAACCAUCUAUUUACGAUAAGCGUUAUCAUUUACGAGAAAUUGAUUUCAUAUAAUUCGUGUGAAUCAAAUUCCGAUAACAGCACGUUUUUGUAAACACCUCAACGACUGUUAUCCUCUAUUGAUAAGUCUUUGAAAAACCGUUCCGCAAAAGUCACUCGCCCUUAAAAACUAUCGACUAAAGUAAGGUUGGGAUACCACUAACAAAAAAGACGUUUAUUUAUUUUAUAAACGCGUUUGUUUGUGGAUCUAAAAUCGAUGUAGCAAAUACCAGAAUGAAAGUGUAAUUUUAAGUUUUGAGCACAUACAUUUUAUACACAAGAAAGCAUUAUAUUAGCAAUAAUUUUUAAUUAAUGUACAAGUUAUAUACUAAUUUUUAGUAAUCUUAGUAUGACACCAAUGUAAGUUCAUAUUUUUGAAGAUAACGAUUUUUUGUAUCUUUAGUUAUCCUUAAAAAUAAUGAAUUAAUUAGCAAUUUUAUUUUGUAAUUACUGACAUUUAGGAAUAACAAUAUUCACGACCUGUAUAUAAUAGGUAAGUACCAUUUUGGAAUCGGGACUAGGCCUAUCCAUACUAUGUAGCAUAAUAUUUAUUUCUGUGAUUAUUUUGAGCAUAAGUUGCGAAUGUACAAGUACACAAUGCUGCCAUGGAUGUUAUUUCGAUGCGCAAAUUUUUAUUUUAGUUUUACGAAUAUUAUUUUUAUUUUGAAAGUACAACAUUGGUUGUGAUUUUAAGCCGCUCGGUUGCUACAAAUGUUAUAAUUUUCGACUGUAUGAUCUUGAUGAUACAAUGCCGUUUUUUGUUAUAUUCGCUGAUUGUAAGGAAUCAAACUGCUCAUACGAGGUGUGAUCUAAGCUUAUACAGCCAAUAGUAAAUUCUUUAUAGUUUUCUUUAUUUCCCAAGUCUUCAGUCUGAAAUCAACUCGUAAAGUAAAUCCAGACGCUUCACGCUUCACUGCUCUAGACGCUUACGUAAAAUUUACAAAUAUUUGAUUCAUAGUGAAUGUUAAAUUUCUUCAUUUCAAUAUCUCAUUCAAUUAAAAAUUGGAAUUACAAUUCCUACUUCUUAGUAUAAAAUCAACAAAUUUUUGUAUCGUCUCCCUAAGUGCUAAGAAAUAUAGAUCAAUCAAUGCAAUAUAAUAUAUGACGUUAAGUUUGUGAUGAAAAUAUUAUUUUCUAGUUAAUUAAUAUAAAACAUUACAUAAGUUAGCCAAUCAUAAAUAAGUUUAGAUAAUUUGCCUCAGAGAUUAAGAUUAGAUUGCACUUCGUUGUUGAAGACUGCUUAAUAGAUACUGAUUUUCUAUUUAAUGUUUUAUUGGAUUAUUUGGUUGCCAUUUCAAGCGUAUUUCUUCCAGAAAUCAAAAGUUGUAUGAUUAUUCGAGUACUAAAAUUAAAAAUGAUUAUGUUACUUAAUUAAUCGAAUGAUUGAUACAAAUAAUAAUUCGAAUAACGUGCAAUUUAUUAAAUUACUUAUAGUUUAAUAAAAUAGAAGUGUAAUGCUGAAAGCAAUAUGAAGACAAUGGAAAAAGUACGCAUUUGUGUAUUGUAAAUUUGGCAAUAUUUUUCUUACCAGUGCCGGACUUAAUUUUUAAUGUAACAAAAAAGUGAUUCUACCUUACAGAUGUAACUCAUUGAGGCAUUGUAAAAGGAUAAUACCGAAGGAAAAAUUUGAAACGAAUAAACCACUUAAAAUA
Pieris rapae (cabbage white) is the source of this 6822-nucleotide messenger RNA. RefSeq names its product ceramide glucosyltransferase (gene GlcT). The transcript has a single exon. Bases 285 to 1478 code for a protein of 397 amino acids. Gene Ontology annotation, biological process: glucosylceramide biosynthetic process. Gene Ontology annotation, cellular component: membrane. Gene Ontology annotation, molecular function: ceramide glucosyltransferase activity. The record is from RefSeq and is a predicted model, not a curated record. NCBI's taxonomy places the organism in Eukaryota, Metazoa, Arthropoda, Insecta, Lepidoptera, Pieridae.